Molecule: messenger RNA, 576 nt
Organism: Mesorhabditis belari
Lineage: Eukaryota; Metazoa; Nematoda; Chromadorea; Rhabditida; Rhabditidae
Source: the annotation of a GenBank genome assembly
AUGUCUGAUCGAUCGCAAAAGAAAGCAUUGCUUAAUGUGAUACUGUUGGGUGAUGGAGGAGUUGGAAAGACGGCAUUGAUGGAGCAGUUCAUCUUUAAGCACUUCACCAAUCAGUACAAGGUCGCAGUUGUGAAGGACAUGCUGAUUGAUGGUCGACACGUCACGAUGCAGCUUUGGGACACGAACGGUCAAGAGCGUUUUCGUUCGCUCGGGCUCGCUUUCUACAGAGGCGCCGACUGUUGUGUGCUCGUCUAUGAUCUCACUGAUUCGAAAUCGUUCACCAAUUUGGACUUUUGGAGAGACGAGUUCUUGAUACAGGCCAAGCCUCAAAACCCGGAAAACUUCCCGUUCAUACUUCUCGGAAAUAAGGUAGAUCUUGAACAGAAGCGGGCUGUUUCCGCGGAAAGGGCUCACAAAUGGUGCCAGAGCAAGAACAAUAUUCCAUAUUAUGAGGUUUUUGCAAAAGAAGCUCUGCACAGCUUCCCGAUUUUCAUUAACCGAUUCGUUUGGAUCAGAGCCAACAAAAAUCCGACCGUCGCUGCAAUUGUUAAAGACGAUGGCGAUGAAGUGAGCAAC